AUGCUUCGGCUGGAGGAGGAGAAUCAGACGCCUCGUCUCUUCGACGCCCUCUACCCUUUCCGGCAAAGCAACGCCGAGGGGGCGAGCAAAAUCGAUGCAAAUCGUACACUUCUUCGGGAACAGCCUUCGCGCACCAAGUGGGUGCGCAAUCGAAGGGAGCAGUUCGUGCAGCACCAGCAUCUCCUCCGCCGGCUUGUCCGCGCCGCGCCCGCCGCCAAUAUUGGAGAUGAAGAUGUAGAUGAAGAUGGAGAUGGAGAUGGAGAUGAAGUUGACAAUGACACCGCGACGACUCGAACUCGCAAGCGAAAGAGGCGUGCAGCAGCUUCUUCCUCUUCGUCAUCUUCUACUACGUCGACUUCUGCCACGACCAGCGGCCUGUGGGAGGAGGCGGCCCGAUUGCUCCCCACACCCUUUGCCCUGGAGAAGGGCACUCUCCGCUCCUUGCGCGACCUCAACACGCGGGUGGGUCUCGAGGUGGUCCGCAACACGCAGCCGCCGCGCGGCGCCCACCAGCUCGCGCAGCACCUCGCCCACGCCUACCCCGUCCUGAUGGGUCCACUGGCAUUGGAGAGGGCGUUCACGCUCGCUGGUCAGUCCCGAUGGCGCGAUGCAUACGACUCCCUCGAGAACUUUCUGAUCACGCCGGGCUUUCGAUCGAAUCCACUUUAUGGGUCCUACUGCGGGAUAUUCCUGUUCAUCCUCUCCUCGGCCUCCCGUACCCACGAGGAGGAGUGGGAAGAGGACGGCGAUAAUCGCAGCGAGGCGUACAAGCAGCUCCUGCAAGCCAGACAGCACCUCGAGACGGCGACGGCCCUGCACGACGGCCCCGCGCUCCUCCAUUUCCUUGCCAGCACGAUGGUGCUUACGGGUGACGCCGAACAGGCGCUCGAAACGGUGCGUGCCUAUUGCCGUCUGCACCCUCGCGACCCGCACGGACUCAGAUACGGCGACGAGGACGACCGCGUGACGCUGCAGCUCGACAGCGUCAGCUCGCUCCUUGAGCUCGACCCGGCGUCCAUGCCCGGACUCGCCGCGACGCUGGACCUCUAUGCGAAGGAUCACCUGUCGCUGGCCGAGGCCAUCAAGCGGGUGGCCCGGCUCGUGGAGCUCAUCCCCGGCGACGAGUCCCUGUGGGCGCUCCUCUGGCAGUCCCUCGAGCAGCUGGCACAGCACCAUCUCACGCCCGAGCAAGAGGCCGACCUGGCGGCGUUUUGGGAGGAGAGGAGGGGCUGGUGGGCCACCCACUACUUCCACCUCGCCCUGGCCUCGCGCCUCGGACUGUGCAGCGAAACGCAGCUCUACUACCGGGCGCUCUGCUCGCGGGUGAUCCUCAACGACGGCAACGACGACGACGAGUCCGCCUUCGUGCGCGCCGUUCGAGGACUGCUCGCGCCCGCCGCGGACUCGGAGGGGGAUGAGGAGGAGGAGGAGGAGGUGAAGCGGGAGGCCGAAGAGGCCGCACCGGCCACGCCGGAGAGCCGCCCGCCAGACGCCGAUGCCGACGCCGACGAGUACGUAGAACUCGAUGACGACGCCGACGACCAACUCGAUGACGAGGAGAGGCCGACGGAGGCGGUGAUGCGAGAUCAGGCAAAGCCGGAGGACGGCAGCAGCGGACGCCAACAACCGCCAGCGUGGCUGCAGCUGCGCGAUCGGAAGCGCGAGGCGGCGCGACGCCAAGAGGAGGCAUCCACCGCGUACGCGCGGCGCGAGGAAGACAACGACGACGACGACGACGACGACGACGACGACGACGACGUCGACGAACAGCAGAUGAAGCUCCUGCGACACAGGCAGUCCUGCGUCUGCUGUGGCAUGCGACCCCGGCAAGCCCACCAUUGUCUGCACCUGUGGGGCAAGUGCCGGUGCUGUCGCCGAGAAGAGGGCGGCACCUACGGCGAGGAGGACCUAUCAGACUCAGAUGAAGAUGAAGACGAUGACGACGGUGAUAGCGCGUGCUGA
Messenger RNA from Acanthamoeba castellanii str. Neff, 1962 nucleotides. RefSeq lists its product as uncharacterized. The transcript is spliced from 10 exons. Gene Ontology annotation, biological process: transcription by RNA polymerase I. NCBI's taxonomy places the organism in Eukaryota, Discosea, Longamoebia, Acanthamoebidae. The coding region runs from base 1 to 1962 and encodes 653 amino acids. Gene Ontology annotation, cellular component: RNA polymerase I transcription regulator complex. The record is from RefSeq and is a predicted model, not a curated record.